AUGGAGGCGGCGGCACUAUCGUGGCAGGACCGUGUCCGUCGAGGGCUGACGAGUGACGAAGUGCGGGCUCGACUGCACACCUACUCGACGCUGUCGGCCAAAUGCAGCGAGUCCAAAGAGACUCAGAAGCAGGUGGGGCAGCUCUUCGGAGGACCUAGGAGCGGAACCGUGUCACGCUUUGCUGGGUCCUCGCUGCUGAACGUUCUGUUCGACGACCUGCGCUCCACCGAUCGGACGCUGCGCAUUGCAGCGGCUCGUGUGCUUUGCCUCAUGGCGUACGAGAACCUGACGAACCAGCAGUUGAUCAUACGCAGUCAGGCCGGAGGAGACGAAGAGAUGGUGGGCGUCACCGUUGGCUGGGUGCACGCCUUCUUCAUCCCGCAGUCGCUGCGAGAUCGGUACGAGGCGCAAUGCGAAGAGCGCGGGCUGUUCACGACCCCCACCGGCUUAAAUGAAUUCGUCUCGAACAUUAUCAAGGACAACUAUGCAUCGGCGUACACUCGAAUCGGACGCUACUAUGCCGGCGGUUGUCGCGAAUUCCUGCCGCUUUGCUGGUUUCAAGCGCUGGUGAACGAUUCAUCCGAAGCAACGGACAUGCUCGACGUCCCCGAUCCGAAUGAAAACCUCGUGGGUUUUUACCUCGUGCCUAGACAAAUGCAGUUCCCAGAGCAAGACGACUGCUUCCUUCAGGAAAUUCUGUCUUCAAUCCGAACAGAAGCAGAGCUUGCACGUCUCCAGCGAGUGCACGCCGCUUUCCAACAAGUCGCAUUCCGAGCGCCAACGAAAGAGGCGAGCUCCGCUGCACUAAAGACUGCACUGGAAGGGAUACUGAAACGCGCAACGGCGGCGAUGGAUAGCAAGGAAGAGGCUUUCAUGAUGAACCAGCAACACUCCAAUCUUUUACGCUGGUUGGAGGCAUCUCCCGAUCGCAAUGUGACCUGGAAUGAGUUGCUGGUUUGGUGCUGCACCGAUAUGAAUUCUGAAGCGUUGCUUAAACGCUUCGGUGCCGAUGCAUGCAGAACUAUUGGUGAUGUUUUUCAAAGGUUAAUGCUUGAUAGUGGAAGUUUACAACGUCAGAAGGAUCAAGUCAAGUCGUGUGUAUGGGAACCUGCUCUGGUCGGCACCUUGUUGAAUCACCCAGACCUCCCGGAAGAGCUCAAAGCAAACAUACAAAGUUUAUCAGGUACUUACGCUAGCCAUCCUGAUCUUCCUCGUAGAAAUUCCCCAACGAAAACGUCCUCUAGCUUGGAUGAUGAAGCGCUGAAUCGUCCGUGGGAGUAUUUGAUGCGGCUCGAGCUGGCGGAGAUCCACCCGAUUAGUUGGAGUGUGUUUCUUAGCAAGUGGCGCCAAAGUGCAGACGCGAAACCCGAAGGAGACGUAGUGCAGAUCUACCACCAAAACGAAAGAAGACACCAUUCUGUCCAUGAAGGUGCACAUUCCUCCGUGCUCGUUGCCCGCAAGAACGCCCUCGUCACGGCGUCUCCCAACCACCGCAUAUUUCACAGCUUUCGCGACUUGAACCAGCUCCGACAGCAACUGCCUUUAAUCACCAAUCGACCGAGUGAGAUCCAGGAGCGGGAACUGGAGGAGAACCGCAAACUAUUUCGUAGAUUACAGGAGUCUUCAACGAAUCUCGACGAGCUUACACGACAACAACUGGAGGAGAAGCGGGUAGCUCGGGGUAAGGCCCACGAGAGAGCUGCAGAGAACCGAAAGAAGAGUGCACAACUCGUUGUCCAGCGUCAACAGGAGCUGGAGCGCACGAAACGCGACAGACAAGUGAAAGUUCAAGAGCGCGCUCGACGUCGAGAGCGUCGGUGGCAGAUUUUAAGUGAAGCGAGGCAAGAGCGACACCAACGUGCCAAAUGGUGGAAGCAGAAUCGUCUCGAAGCUGAAAUCGCACGACAAGAAGAAUUCAUGCAGCGACUGCAGGAGCAACGCGCAGCUGAACGGAGACUAGAAGAGAACCAACUCGCAGCGAUUCAGCCGAAACCGCCUCCACAAACUCCUACUCGUGAACGACAGCAGCCCUGUCCAAGAAGACCCUUGUCUGCCCGAGCGGCUACCGAUCCGCAUAUUGUUCGUGGGCGAGCGAACGUCUAUGGAUGCGCCGCCACUAAAGCCUUCACAGCGCGAAGACCUCAAACGGCUCGACCAGAUUUUUACUCGGGGAACCGCAAUAGCUCCAGCCCUUCUAGACAGCAAUCAGCUAGCUUUCGACGUCGAACCCGUCCAGCUAAUGAUGGGGGUAGUGGAGCUCAAAAUGAAGUCACGAGCGCGUCGUCUCCAGCAGAUUCAAGCGGUAACGCUCGUCAAGCAGGAAGUGUAAAUGCCUGCGAAACUCUCGUAAUGACCAACGCAGCGCAUGCCGUAGCGCAACAAAUCGCCAUUCCGCCUGUAUCAGCUCCAGCUUCUGAAGAAGAAGCGGUGGCUCCGGGCGUGAUCAUGGCGCAGUUCUUGGCGCUGGAGAAGGAGCAGAGGUUCAAACUCCGCGAUCGCUACUGCAUCAAUCGCGUCAGCCACAAGCUCACAUUUGCGGUGCUGCAGCAACUUACCCACGAAGUGCGGCAGGACGCAGCUUGGAGAGAGUUCCUCAGAGCUGCAGGCGGCUCCGUGGGUAUCAACAGCAACAAACAACGAAACAAAAGCAAGCGAGAAGCUAAGGUCACGUAUACAGCGUUUGCUGGUGUGGCGAAUCAGCUGGGCAUCUCCAUGCCUCCGAAGAGGCUCCAAGCUGUGGCACGCAGUCUAGACCCGUGGAAGACUGGCUUCGUCUCGUGGGAAUCGUUCUACACGUGGUGGAGCUCACAAUGCAGUCGAUAG
Molecule: messenger RNA, 2823 nt
Organism: Phytophthora sojae
Lineage: Eukaryota; Oomycota; Peronosporomycetes; Peronosporales; Peronosporaceae
Exons: 2
Coding region: 1-2823 (940 amino acids)
Source: RefSeq, a predicted model, not a curated record